AUUUUUUUGGUUUCUCUGCUUAGGUACGGGUUUGCAGGGCUAUGCAGUAGGCUAAUCCUUAUUUAUCCAAAUGGGCGCACGCUCUCGGGAUUUCUUGGCCAUGUCAACAUCAACAAAAUGAAAAACCAUCGCAUGCAACCUUGGUAGUACUCUUUACCUUUAUUCCCCCUGUUUGUGUUUCUGAAUGAGCUUUUUUUUUUUUUUUUUUUUUUUUUCUUUCCUGUGUGUGUGUGUACAUGUAUAUAGAUGUGUGCAUGUUUUUUAUGUUGUGAGCUUUACAUGAUAACGAUGACGAUGAAGGAUGGAAUGCAAAGCAGAUGGAAAGGAAAAGAAACGAGCCAAAAGAAAAAAAGAAAAAAAGAAAAAAAGAAAAAAAGAAAAAAGAAAAAAGUUAUGGCAUGCUCAAUAAGAAGGAUAGCGCUCUUCUGGCUGUUCUUUUUGCUCGGCGAUUUUUCCGAAUACCAUCAUUUUUCUUCAAACUACAAACAGAUUCCCAGCAUCAUCUUACUCAUUGCCAGAUGUGUGUCUCUUUGUCAUUGUCAAUCGUUCCGUUAUUUUGACAACUCCUUUUUUCUGACUGGACACCUAAUUUCUAAAAAUUCUGUUGCGGAUGAUUCAUCCAUUCGCCUUGCAUUUCCCCCCUGCCAUGUCCUGCUUUUUUUUUUUUUUUUUUUUUUUUUUGUACACCCUUCCCCUGUCCUUGGCUCCUUUCAUUCAAUUCCAUGUUGUGUACUUCUUUUUUUGGAUUGAAGGAGAAGAGCGAAAGAAGGGUGAGAGCGCAUGAGGAGA
Lobosporangium transversale is the source of this 789-nucleotide messenger RNA. RefSeq lists its product as hypothetical. The transcript has a single exon. Lineage: Eukaryota; Fungi; Mortierellomycota; Mortierellomycetes; Mortierellales; Mortierellaceae. Bases 247 to 750 code for a protein of 167 amino acids. The record is from RefSeq and is a predicted model, not a curated record.